AUGUCUAACUUGACCAACUCCAUGACUGAAUUUCUCCUUAUGGGGUUUUCUGAUACCAGAGAGCUGCAGAUAUUAUAUUCUUUGCUUUUCUUUCUCAUUUACUCAGCAGGCCUAAUGGGAAAUCUCCUCAUUGUCAUCACCACCACCAUGGACAGGAGACUCCACACCCCUAUGUACUUUUUCAUUAGGAAUCUGUCCAUUGUGGAUAUCUGUUUCAUAUCAGUAACUGUUCCCCCAGCAUCCAUUAAUUCCAUGGUAAACAACAGGAUUAUUUCAAUUACUGGAUGUGCAACUCAGAUAUUUCUGCUAGUCUGGAUGGCCUAUGUUGAGUUUACUUUGCUCACUGUCAUGGCCCGUGAUCGCUAUGUUGCCAUCUGCCAUCCACUUCUUUAUCCAGUGAUCAUGAACCCUCGGAUCUGCCUGCAGAUGACCUUAACCUGCUUGCUCACUGGCCUUUUGUAUGCAAGUUUCCAUACUUGUUUAACAUUUCAAUUGUCUUUUUGCCAAUCCAAUGUGAUCCACCAGUUCUUCUGUGAUAUCCCCUCUCUACUCAAAAUCUCUUGUUCAGAAAUAUUCUUCAAUUUGGUAUCUUUACUUGCCUCUGCUCUGGUGAUUGGAGUUGGCUGCUUUGCUUUCAUCACUGCAUCUUAUAUUCACAUAUUUUCCACUGUGCUCAGAUUUCCAGUGAAAGAAGACCAAAGAAAAGCCUUCUCUACUUGUAUCCCUCACAUCGUUGUAAUUACUUUGUUCCUUAUUUCAGCCUCCUAUGUGCAUUUACAACCACUUUCAGAUUCUGGGUCAAUAAAAAAUAUAAUCAUUUCAGUAUUCUAUUCCAUAGUACCGCCCUUUCUGAAUCCUAUUAUAUACAGUCUAAGGAAUAAGCAGAUAAAAGAGGGUAUAAGAGUAGUAAUGAAGAGAACAGUUGUUUUUUUUUUAAUGAAUAAAGCAUAA
Molecule: messenger RNA, 951 nt
Organism: Sarcophilus harrisii (Tasmanian devil)
Lineage: Eukaryota; Metazoa; Chordata; Mammalia; Dasyuromorphia; Dasyuridae
Product: olfactory receptor 14C36-like
Exons: 1
Coding region: 1-951 (316 amino acids)
Biological process (GO): G protein-coupled receptor signaling pathway
Cellular component (GO): membrane
Molecular function (GO): olfactory receptor activity; G protein-coupled receptor activity
Source: RefSeq, a predicted model, not a curated record